AUGGACGCGUUCAUGCACGAGUUCUCCAUCCCCAAGCAUCAAAUCCGUGAAACGUGGUGCCCGAAUCGGUUUGUGCUGCUGGUGCACAAGUCCUGGCUGCGCGGGCUCACGCAGGGUCGCGUACCGAAAGAGUUUCCCACCUACGGGCUGGCGGAUGCCCUCGAGUGGCCGCCCGAAAACGAAACGGGACCAUGGAGCAGAGUGUAUGCCGCGAUUUAUCAGAAGCAAACAACGAAAGUCAUUCCACUGCCACGGAACAAGCAUUUGACGGGUGGCUCGAGCAGCGAUUCUGUUCCAACGCACGGCACAGACGGUGCCGACGAUCCGCUGCACUACUCGCAGCUUCUACAGUACGUGUCAUCGACGAAUCAUAAAAAUGCGUGGAAAGCUGCCUACCGCAAGUACGGUGCUUCACGACCCGAUACCGUCUCCUUCGCCCCACACGUUAACUCGGUCAGCAGCGCGUUCAGUGAGCCUCAUCAUCAUCAGCAUCAUCACUCGGUCAGUACAAAGAAGAGCCCUCCGAUGGGUGGAGCGGAACCAACGGGCGGAACUGUGCACAUAUCAGCCACUGCUGGGAUCCUCUCGUACGACAGCGUCUUUCGGGAGGUGCUUCAUCGCAUCUUCGGCUGCCCGGUGCUUCAGCAGCACCCGGGUGCCGUCUCCAAAGAAUGUCCCGAUCCCGGAACAAUCGGUUCGAAUCCGGUGCCAACGGGCGAGCACACUCCGCCGGUCAAUCUAUUCCCCGCUCUGGCCACCCUCGAGACGGGCAGUGCGUUUUACGUCAUCUACGAUCGCUAUCUGCCCAACUCGCUGCUCGACUGCGUCACCUACAGCCCGGCGAUCGUCGAGCGAUCGUACAACAAACCACUGUUCAUCGUCUAUCAGCUGCUGCAGAUGAUGCGCAGCGUGCACGAUCGGGGCCUAAAUGUGGGCGACAUCACGCUGAAGGACAUCUACCUCACGGAGAACCUGUGGAUCCGCGUAAUGCCCCGACUGGAAACGAACCUACACGAGUACGACGAGGAGCUGCUGCGAUCGCUAGGGACGGGUGCCAGCGGUGCCACCGAUCAGCGGUCAAUCGCAGCCCGGGUACCUUUCGUGCGGCCCGCGAACCCGGCCAUGGGUCUGGAGCUGCACUACUCGCUGCGAGAGUACUGCGAAAUGUGGUGUCACGGGCAGUUGUCAAACUUUGACUAUCUGACGAUCCUGAACAGUCUCACCGGGCGUCGGUUGGGUUGCGCCGAGUAUCACCAUAUCAUGCCGUGGGUGACCGAUUUUUCGUCCCGCUCCGGGCACGGGUGGCGUGAUUUGAAGCGCUCCAAGUUUCGGCUCAACAAAGGCGACGCCCAGCUCGAUCUAACGUUUCAGGCCAGUGCCGGUGGCGGAGGUGCUCUGGGGAUGGCGGGCACCGUUCCGCAUCACGUAUCGGACGUUCUGUCCGAGAUCACCUACUACGUAUACCUGGCGCGUCGCACUCCGAAGGCCAUCCUUUGUAAGCACGUGCGCCCGAUCUGGGUUCCGGCCGAGUACCCGGCCACCAUCCAGCGGCUGUACGAGUGGACGCCGGACGAGUGCAUCCCGGAGUUUUUCUCCGACCCGUCCGUGUUCAAGAGCACGCACGAAGAUCUGCCCGACCUGGAGAUACCGGGCUGGUCCAGCUGUCCGGAAGAUUUUGUCGUCAAGCACCGGGAACUGCUCGAAAGCCAGUGUGUGUCCGAACGGCUACAUCACUGGAUCGAUCUGACGUUUGGGUACAAACUCACUGGCGCAGCAGCGAUCCGCUCGAAGAACGUUUGUCUAUCGCUCGUCGAUAAGCACCAGCAUCUGUGCAACCGGGGUGUGGUGCAGCUGUUUGCGUUCCCGCACCCCCCACGCCAGUUCGGGUCCGCCUGGAGUGGCAAAACACCUCCCCGCUUGCACCCGCAGCCCGAUGCGAACCGUCGGCUAACGCGCAGCACGGAAGAUCUCACGCGUUCCGCUCCUGGAACUGCUCCGCUGGACUUUCGGCCCGGUGAUGGUGACAGCGGCGGCGGCUGCGGCGAUGGUCCACCGUCGCCCGGGUACCGCAGUUCCACCCAGAACUUGCCCCAGUACCAUGCCCUCAAGUCGGAAUCGAGCUACCACAUCAACGUGCAGCCAAAAGUGACGGCCACGAUCACCCUUCCGAGGGGCUACAAUCCGACGGCGCAGUUGGCAACGGUCGAAAGCUUGGGUGCGUUCCGUUUGAAGGUGUUCCAUGCGUCCGGAGAAGCAUCUGGCCCGGUGCAACGGUGCCCGGAUGAGUACGAUCUGUGGUGCUCACGGCUAGACGCCCGGCCGCCGGCCACGAUCGGUGGCAAUGCGUUCGUAAACCGGAUCUUCAGCGAAGCGUACGAACGCUCAGCGACCGGUCGCCCGGAUGAGAUUGGCCACCCGACUCCGUCGGACACGCUAACGGCGCAAGCUCAGCGCCACAGCCUCAAGCAGGUGUUGCUUCACCAACGCACCAAAGAUCUACAGGUGAUCGGAUGCCUCGUGGUAGAAAUCUUUCUUGCGCCACGUCUUCUACCACUCGGCAGCUGUUUGCGGCAGGACUUUGAAGAGCGUCUCGGUGCCUGCAAGCGGCUCAUCAACGACGAUCCGAAAGCCCUUCCGCCCGCCCUGCUGCCGAUCGUACGCCAGCUGCUGGGAAUCGAACCGAGCGCGCCCGUCACCGAUCCUCGCGGGCUUCCGCCAGCCACUCCGCACCAACUUCUGCAGCCCCUGCUCGCCAGUGCCCUCAUUCCGUUCCCGUCGGCCUACGGACGGUUGCACCGGGCGAUCCGUGUCCUCGGUGCGUUCGAUGAGUGCGUUCAGUUGCUCGAACUGCAAACGUUCUUCGAAUGCGAUGGCAAAAACUGUUCCCGCUACGCACCGCUCGAUCGAACCCGCACCGAGUACCGGCGGCUGAUCGCCGAGUGUAAGGUGAACGCGUGUGUGGCCCUGGUCGAGCCAACGUUGCUGGUACCGGCCGGGGGCGAUCAGUUUUCGGUGGUCGAUCUGCUGCUCCCGCACAUCGUUGAACUGUUCCGCCAGGACGACACAUCGAUUCCGGCUGCCUGGAACCUGUUCGACGCGCUCGCCAUGGCACUGGGUGUGCGCCGGACUCAGGAGGCACUGCUGCAACCGAUCCUUGCGCUGUACGAUUCCGAUGAUGCCGAUGCUUUCGCCGGACCCGGAGCAAGCAGACCGGUGGCGGCGGGAAAACCACUCCCCGAUGGGGCCAGCGAAAUGGCCCCGAUGGCCGGGUUGGCACUGGGCGGCGGCGGCGGCAGCUCGUCCCUCAAGUUCACUCCUCGCUACACGUCGUUCAAAUUGAAAAAGUCGGUCAAACUGUACCAUCACAGCUUUCUGCUGAAACUGAUCGUACGGUUCGGGUUGCGCUGCUUUCUCGAUCACUUCGUUGUGCCGCUGGUCGAAGCCGUCGGUGGGUACCGGGACGGAGACUUUCAACCCUCGUACCACGUCCACGAACCCAGCCUGUGGUCGGCCGAGUUCCGAAAAUCACGCUCCUACCGCAGCUUUAAGCUAAACGCGACCACGGCCGAUGGCAACUCGGAACAUUCGACCACCGCCGGUGGAAGGGGGGAAGAUUCCGGCGAGGCCGACCCACGAUCCGUUCCGUCGAACACGCUCGUGUCACCCAACUGUUCCGACAAAACGAUCUCCCCGACCGUGGCCGAUCGGAGGGGAAGCUUCCCGAUGGAUGAUGAGGUGCUGGCUGGGGAGCACCACGGGGCGGCCACAAAGUCGGCCACCGUUGAGAGCGAGGAAAUGUUUAGCUUCGACGAGGACACACCCUCCUCGAAGCGGCGUAGCAUGCUGGAGGACGACGAAGUUCCCGUCGAGCAGGCGAUGCGACGGAUUAUUGACGAUGACGCGGAUCUGGGCACGAGCUUCGAGCUGAAGCUGAACGUUUCGCACGCCGACGAAGCCCACGAAGAGGAUCCAUCGGGUGAGGAGGAGAGCGCGGCCAAGCAGGAACUGAAAUCGCCCACCAUUCCGAUCCCCUCGUCGUUCCGGCGGAGCAUCGAGUUCAACUCGAUCGGCUGUGAGAUCGGUAGCAAGAAGAGUGUCGACUCCGGGGACUUCCUCUCGAAGACUCCGUCCGACGUGGCGGCCGGUGGUGUGCCAAAGGAGAGCGGCACGGCACCGGCGAGCCGCUCGGUGAACGCAUCCGAAUUGAACCGUUCGCGAUCGACCGACUCCAACAAGACGCGCUCCAACCGUAUCUCGGAGAUGAGCUCCGAGAGUAUCAUCUGGCUGUCGCACCGUCUGGGGCCCGUUCUGACCGCUCGCUACCUCUCGCGCAACCUGCUGAAGAUGCUGACGCUUUGCUACAUCGGGGCGGAGAACUUGUUUCCCGGCGAAUCGGGUGCCGGUGAUCGAAACCGAUCGUCCCCCCUGAUGGGUGGUGGCCCCGGAGGAGGUUUGAAUCACUUCUCGAUCACCGACGGUGGUGUCGUCGGUGAUGAAGCGGCUCUGCGGGUUAUCGAUUGUUUGACCUCCAUCUCGGCGCUGUUCGGUGAGCAUUUUAUCCUGGCGCAGUACCUACCGCACGCCGGCGAAGUGAUCGCACUGUGCCGGAAGAAGAUCACGGCCACGCUCGAGGGAGGGCUGAUCAGUACGCUGCAGCUGGUCAAGUGUCUCGUACCGUAUCUGCACGAUGCGACCGUGAUGGAGCAGCUGGCGGAAGUGUUCCUCCGGCAGAUACUGCAUCCGGCCGUACGGCUACUGGAGUCGACCAAGUACACCAUGCCGAACGGGUUCCUGGCCCGCUCGGUACUGGCGCGCAAGCUGAUCGACGCACUGUACGUCAUUUCGGUGCGUAUCGGGCGCGAGAUGACGCGCGAGCAUAUCUGUGUUCCGGCUUUGCAGCGAUUUUUCCUGAUCUUCGACAAAGCAUACGCGCGGCAGCAGCAGCACCUUCAGCAAGGGCCGUCCGUUCAGGAAGCGGCAGUACCUGACCACCCGUUUGGGAGCUUCACACCGCCCAGUGUGCUGCAGGCCAAUGCGGACCUUCUGGUACCGAUCGCUUCGGUGGAUGUGGGGCGCGCGAAAGCGAUGGAAGAGAUCCGGGACGUGUUUACGCCCAAUCUGGCGUACUACAGCUUCGUGCCGUUUCUGAACUACCUCGGCCAGCAGGAGAUGGCCCGCUGCAUCCGCAACUUGCCGCUCAUCCUCAAUCUCUGCCACGAGCACGAACAGAUGGACUAUGGUCGGUCGGCGACGACGGCCACCAACCAACCGGCGGACGACUCCGAGCAGGAUGACGAACACCAUCAACUGGACAGUUUGGAUUGCUCCAACAGCUUCGGGUCGAACAUUAUCGGAAACCGUAUCGAAUCGGGACGUGGCCACGCGGCAGUGCCUGCGACGACGACGAAACUGGAGCACAAAGAUCUGCUAGGGCUGGUGACGUACAAGCUGGACAAUGUAAACAGUUCGCGGAACCUGCGCGGCAACUGGCUGGCGUACUGGGAGCACGAGAUUGGGCGCUCGGAAAAGGACACACACCUGAACCUGAAGCAGAUCAAGCUGCAAACGUAUACGGGGCACUCGAGCUCCAUCAAGGCGGUGCUGGCGCUGGACAAUGAGAACAGUUUCAUCUCCGCGUCGAAGGACAAAACGGUCAAGCUGUGGUCGCUGCGCAGCGAGGGAGAUGGAUCGAAGGUGUCGUCGUGUCAGUUCACGUACGCCAACCACCGGAAGUCGGUACACUCGUUGGCGUUCCUCGAGGCAUUGCGACUGACGAUCUCCUGCGAUUCCGGAGUGCACCUGUGGGAUCCGUUUGUCGGUUCGCAAAUCGGUCAGCUGGACGUACCGCGCCACACUCCGGUCUCGGUGGUGAAAACGUUUCCCUCGCCCAACUGUCUGGUGCUGGCGGGGACGGCCGACAGUUCGGUGAAGCUGAUCGAUGCCCGCACCUUCAGCUACUGCCACGAGUGGAAGGUGGCGUUGUGCCCGCUCGGAACCGUGCGCACCAUAGCGGUGGCUCCCGGGUCGCACUGGGUUGCCGUUGGCCUGAACUCGGGCCACGUCGGUGUGCUGGACGCCCGGACCGGCGGUGUCAUCUCGUCGUGGCGUGCCAACGAUAACGAUCUGUUGCAGCUUCUCGCACCGAACGAUGCGCAGCUCGUGAGCUCCAGCUUGGACCAGAUGAUUAGCGUGUGGAAUCCGAGUACGGGCCAUCUGCAGUAUCAUAUGAGAAAUCGCCCCGAACCAGUACACUGCAUGGUGAACAGCGGCUCGGAACUGAUCGUCGGCACGCCAACGAACCGCAUCGGAGUGUACGCCUCGAUCACGCCGGACACCCCGUACUCCUACACGAAGCUGCGCUCGGAAACGUUCCGUGGAGUGCUGACAAGCUUUGCGCUGCUACCCCUCAACCGGAUGAUGCUCGUUGGCGGUGACAACGGAACCGUCACCCUACUGUGUUAAUGACAAAAUUGCCACGGUCCGCAUAUCCCGGGUAUCAACCCUCGCGUGGUCGCCCCAUCAACGCAACAUUCCUCUGUACACUGCUCGGAAGGAUUGCGAUUCCACCAGAAGUGCAAUCGAGAAUCGGCAAUUAUCGAAUUACUUUAGGCGUUAGAAUGUGUAACGGAAAUAGCUUGUUUUUUGGUAGUGAUAUUAACGAUAUUAUACAACGUUUGUGUUCCCCGGUGUGCGA
This is a messenger RNA of Anopheles cruzii, 6694 nucleotides long. It is a transcript of the gene Wdr81, whose product is annotated as WD repeat-containing protein 81. The coding region runs from base 1 to 6462 and encodes 2153 amino acids. Gene Ontology annotation, biological process: aggrephagy. Lineage: Eukaryota; Metazoa; Arthropoda; Insecta; Diptera; Culicidae. The record is from RefSeq and is a predicted model, not a curated record. Gene Ontology annotation, cellular component: mitochondrion. The transcript has 4 exons. Gene Ontology annotation, molecular function: phosphatidylinositol 3-kinase regulator activity; protein binding.